This is a messenger RNA of Aphanomyces astaci, 1961 nucleotides long. RefSeq lists its product as hypothetical. The transcript is spliced from 9 exons. Bases 9 to 1436 code for a protein of 475 amino acids. The record is from RefSeq and is a predicted model, not a curated record. NCBI's taxonomy places the organism in Eukaryota, Oomycota, Saprolegniomycetes, Saprolegniales, Verrucalvaceae.
GUUCGGACAUGUUUGGGUGCAGCUAUGUCGCCGAUGUCGUGUGGGUAGUCUGGGCAGCCGCGGCUGCCACCCGCGGAGAUGACGCGGCACUAGGCUUUCUCACGUCAAGUGGUAUCGCCUUCAUGAUCACAUGGUAUAGCCUACGGACGUACGAUCGCCACGCGUUCACGGCGCUGGUGCAUGCGGAAUGGGGUCUCUGGUCGUCGUCGGCAUUCUUGGGUGUCGUGUCGCGGAUCGUGGACGCCCUUGUGCACGUCGUGCUGCCAUGCGUCAUGCUAUGUUGGCAUUUCAGCCGAGUGAAGCUGUGGAUGAGUCCCGUGGCCAUGCUGGUGGCCGUGGGGAUGCACCGCCUUCGGCAUCGUUGCCCGUCGUUGCCAUUCCAUCGGUUUGUCUUUUACCAGUUUACGCCCCGUCGAUCGCGGCACUUCUGGGAUGCCGCGCUCACAAUGGACGUCCUCAUCCAUGGAUCUCUUCCACUGUUUUGCCAUGUUGCGCUCGAGCACCCCAUGCUUUUGUACGUGAACACGUUGCUUCUGGGAACUGUCGUGAUCGGUCUGCACAUGCUUCGAUCGAUGCUACUUCCAAAAGUCCGCGGUGCCGCCGCCGACAUCAUGCGGCGGCUCCUGGCGCAAGGAAACAUCCACCCUGCUAGUGCCAUGCUCCCAAGGGUUACUGCCACAGACGAACAAGUGCAUACACCGCCCCUUCACAUGGUCGUCCACGACGAACAUUUGUGGCUCGACUGGAUGAGUGAUGGUCUCGUGGCCAUUGGCGAGUCAUAUGUAUCGGGGCAAUGGAGUCUUGGGCCAGACGUCGUUGACAUAUCAAUCCACGUCGACACGGUUGUCCAUCGCUUACUAACACUCCCCGUUGAAGCUAGACGGGACAUGUACCAGUCGUGGCCGGCCAGAUGGGUAUCGCUAGCUACGCGGGUGUGCCAGUAUCCGUCGUCCGCGGCGUGCCAUGUUGUCGACCCAGUGCAACACGACCCAUUGGACGACGACGAUUCUGUAUGUCGAGUUUUCGGCACGUACCAAGGGCGUGGGUUGUGGCAGGACGGCGACACUCUGAAUAUGGCCCAAGACCGAGCGUUGCAUGCGAUGGCGUUGAAGCUGUCGUUGGUACCAUAUAUACAUGGAUACCCUAAAACUAUUCUAUCCAUUGAAGCUAUCGCUGCUGUGGUGUUUUUAAACAUGAAUAUAGACUCGUGGCCAUCUGGUGCUCGACUUGAACUUGGGGUAUGGUGGCGGCGUCGGUUGCUUUUUGGCCACGCAGUUCCACGUACAAGUGAUUUCAAUCGUACAAUCUCGACACGAACAGAUUGCAGCCAUCCAAUUGGCCCAGCAGGCCAACAUCGAGUCGCAUGUCCAGUUUAUUCUGCUUGCCGAUAUGCCACAUCUGGCGCACAUGUUAGACCAAUUGCCGAGUGGUUUUGACGCGAUCACAGCGUCAAACGUGUUGGAAUGUGCCAAUGCGGACGAUUUAACGCGAAUCUUGGGUUUGUUAAAAGCCAAACUUGUCGGAAAGGGUCGACUCGUGCUGGACGUAACUACUACCCCGCAUCGCGCCAAUACAUAUGCUUGGACCAACAAGUACAUGCCAAAGUACUCGAAGCGCGCGUUAUCGUAUGCGACGGUCCGCAGUGCCAUGACCGACGUGGGCUGGGUCGUAACCGACGUGACUAACUGCAGCGACCAGUAUGAUGCCAUGUACGUGAUGUGGCAUGCUCGCUUUCACGCGGCGGCGGCGGCGGCGCUGCCCGAUUCCGCCCGACGAACAUGGGAGUUUUACCUGCUGCACACGGCGGCGUGCUAUCGAGCUCGAAAUCUCCAAGCGUUUCAAAUGACCUUGUCAUGACGAUGGUGCUGCUGAGCUAUUCUAAGUAGUCGACAUGUGCCCACCAUACCUAUAUUAGUGUAGGAUUGUCAACGUAAUCGAUAAUGCCUAGAAUUAGUGUGUAU